AUGGAAAUUAUUGUGUCACUUAACAAACUUUCCUUAACCUUUUCAAUGUUAGUACAUAUAUUACAUGUCGUUAGCUUACUUACACUUGCUCGAGCUAGUAGUGUUAGCUUUAGUACAAACCUCAUUCAUCGCGAUUCACCGACGUCUCCCUUUUAUGAUCCUUCCCUCACCCUUUCACGACGAGUUGUUAUUGCCUUGAAUCGCUCAUUUGAUCGUGCUAGGUUUUUCAAUUCCUUCCUUUCUGGCACGACCGAUAUAUAUCCUAGCACGGAAAUGGCUAAUUAUUUGAUGAGGAUAUCCAUUGGCACUCCACCUCAAGAAAUCGUAGGUGUCGUUGAUACAGGGAGUAGCUUGAUAUGGACACAAUGUGAACCUUGUUCUAAUUGUUUCGACCAAGACUCUCCAAUUUAUGAUCCUAGGGCUUCCUCAAGUUAUAACACAACAACGUGUGAUUCCACGACAUGUAUGUUGUUUCCUAUGAGGUCUUGUGUCACAUCAAACAAUACUUGUUUGUAUCUAGUCGCGUAUGGAGAUCUAUCUUUUAGUUCCGGGGAGCUAGCAACCGAUACGUUUACAAUGAAUUCCACGACUCAUGAUACAUUGUUCGUUUUCAAGAAUAUGGUUUUUGGAUGCGGACAUAGAAAUGGUGGAAUGUUUAGUGAAGAUCAAAGUGGCAUAAUAGGACUCGGAAGGGGGCCUUUUUCGUUCAUUACACAAAUCGGGUCCUCAAUUAAUGGCAAGUUUUCGUAUUGUCUCGUGCAAAUGUUUACUCACGUCGAAAGGUCAAGUAAAAUCUACUUUGGUGAUGUUGCCACGGUUUCUGGUGAUGGUGUUGUCUCAACCCCAAUUUUAUCAGGAUAUCCUGAUAGGUUUUAUUACCUAAAUUUUCUAGGCAUAACAGUAAGAAGUCAACGUGUCGACUUCAAUACAAAAAAUUCUACUUCCAUGGAGGGUAACAUAAUCAUCGACUCAGGAACAUCGCUAACAUUAGUUCCUGAGGAGUUCUAUAACCGGCUACAAUUGGCAGUACGACGUUCAAUGGAAGAUAUUGAACCUGUUAGUCCAAACGAACAAAUUAGUAACAUAAGCUUGUGUUACAACCCGCAAGAAGUAAUGGAUUUUCCGAAUAUGGUGGCUCAUUUCCAUGGGGCGGAUUUGGAAUUGGAUCCAAUGAACACAUUUGUUCGAAUUAGUGAUGAAUCAAUUUGCUUGGCUUUUGCUCCCGUAGAUGAUGGUGUUGCUAUUUAUGGGAAUAUAGCACAAAUGAAUUUCUUAGUUGGUUAUGAUGUUUAUAAGAAUACGGUUUCGUUUAAACGUACGGAUUGUACGAUGUUAUAA
Molecule: messenger RNA, 1338 nt
Organism: Erigeron canadensis
Lineage: Eukaryota; Viridiplantae; Streptophyta; Magnoliopsida; Asterales; Asteraceae
Product: aspartic proteinase CDR1-like
Exons: 1
Coding region: 1-1338 (445 amino acids)
Biological process (GO): proteolysis
Cellular component (GO): extracellular region
Molecular function (GO): aspartic-type endopeptidase activity
Source: RefSeq, a predicted model, not a curated record